UCUCUUGUUUUGUGGCAUAAAAACUUGUUUGCGAAAGCAAACGAGAAGAAAAAAAAAGUAAUGUGCGUUGCUGGUGUAUAAAAUUCGUUUUUUGGCGCAAUUGCAGCAAAUAGAUAUAUACACCUGGUGUUGCGUUCGUAUCGUUUCAAUUAACUUGCAAAUACGCUGUUCUUAAUCGAGGGUGCGUCGUGUUGUUGCCGCUGCUGCUGCUACGCUGACGCCAACGCCGACGACGACGACGCCAACGACGACGCUGACGCCGACGUUAACAAUAUGGCUUCCGAAAUUGCUGUGGUAAACAUUGGGAACUUUGAAAAGAUACAGAACUUUCUAAAUGACACCGCCUACAAGGAGAUACUGGAGAACAGCGAGAACUUCAACACGCGCCUCUGCAUUGAGAGGCGCCUCCGCAUGCCGUUCCUCGACCCUCAGACGGGCGUUGCACAAACACACUGCGCUCUGUUCAUGAAACGCAAGCAGCGAAUGCCCGGCUUCCGGCAUGGCCAAAUCUAUACGUAUCCCUCGGCCCGUUGGCGCAAGCCGAAGCGACAAUAUUUAUUGAAUCCCCAUCAUAGCUAUCGCGCCUAUCAAUAUCGCGAACACCAUCAUCUGCCCCAUCAGCAUCAACAUCAGCAUCAGCAUCAUCAUGUGCCAACCACAUCGGGCAAUUCGGGAACACUUUCCACACGUGACCAUCAUCAGGCGGAAAGUGCAGCUAUUGCGGCCACAGAUGGCAACUCGAUGGGCGCUUCUGGGGACAAUGAUAGCAAGGAUUCACAUGCCAAUGCCGAGAAGGAUUGGUUCCAUGAGGAUAUGGAUUCAUCGCACUAUCAUCAUGCCGAUGACUACGAGGAUGACUUUGAUUCGGACAAUGAUUUCGACGAAUCCUACAGUAGUCGGGGUAAACGCAAACGGGGAUCACGUCCAAGACGCUCCAAUGCCACCGUCGACGGCACUCCGAAACGUGGCCGUAAGGGAGGCGGAAGUCGUCGACGCAAUGCAACGGAUGGAGAUACUCCAGAUCGUAGGAGACGCAAUGCAGCUGGCAAUAAUGCAAACACCUCGGCAGCAGCUGCAGCGGCAGCCGCGGCUGUCGCCCAUGCUGCAAGCACUGCGGCAGCAGCAGCUGCUACUCAGGGACUCUAUGCAACGCACUCUAACUCAGCAUCACCGAUUCCCAUUAUCGAUGAAACCUCACAGUCGGCACUGGUGAUGACGGCCACACUUUCAUCGUCAUCGUUCGACAAGACAUCACUGACUGAUGCCGGCGCCUCAAAUGAUUCAAUCCCUUUGGCCACAAUGGCCAGUAUGGCUAACAUGUCGACAACGCCAGCGUCUGCUGCUGCUGCAGCUGGUGGUGGUAGUGGUGGUGCUGGUAAUGGUGGUGCUACAACAACGCCAGCUGUAUACACAACUGUAAACACGCCACCAAGCAAUCCGUUGGCAAGUCCCAAAAAGAACAAGUUGCGUGCGGAACGAGAUGUGGCACAGCCUUCGCCAUAUUGUGACUUUUGUCUGGGCGAUCAGCGUGAGAACAAGAAGACGAAUAUGCCUGAAGAGCUGGUGUCCUGCUCCGACUGCGGCCGCUCUGGCCAUCCAUCGUGUCUGCAAUUUACGCCCAAUAUGAUAAUAUCGGUGAAACGGUAUCGCUGGCAGUGUAUUGAGUGUAAAUAUUGUUCGAUUUGUGGCACAUCCGACAAUGACGAUCAGCUGCUGUUCUGCGAUGACUGUGAUCGCGGUUACCAUAUGUAUUGUCUGUCGCCGCCAUUGGUAACGCCGCCCGAGGGCUCCUGGAGCUGCAAACUCUGUAUGGAGGAGUUUCACAAGCACAAGUAAAAAAAAUACAACUGAAUUUAAAAUGACAAUUCGAAGCUCGUCGCUCGUCGCUCGUCGGUGCAGAAUGUAAAUGUAUUUUAUUUUUAUUAUUAUUUUUUAACUGUGUUUUUCCACGUGCGUGCAGCUUUUAAAAUUACACAUGUCUUAAUUUUAAAUUACCUUUUUAAGUAUUCCUUAGUAUGUUCUUAAUCUUAUGCGUGUAUCUAAUUAAUUUAAAUUUUGUAUUCGUAACUACGCUUAUAUGUGGACCGCUCCAAGUAUUCUAAGUAUUCCGCCGCCUUCUGCGCAAAGUGUAGUUAUACACAAUGGUCGUUAAGUAAAUUCAAUCCUUAUCAUUUCGUAUCAUUUCUUUUACAAUGUGUUGUACGAAUCUUACGAAAUAUUUUUAUGAACUUAUAAAUUACCAUAAUGCCAAUAAAUACUGCAACACUUUUUGCAUACA
Messenger RNA from Drosophila grimshawi, 2278 nucleotides. It is a transcript of the gene d4, whose product is annotated as zinc finger protein DPF3. Gene Ontology annotation, cellular component: nBAF complex. Gene Ontology annotation, biological process: nervous system development. Bases 274 to 1836 code for a protein of 520 amino acids. Lineage: Eukaryota; Metazoa; Arthropoda; Insecta; Diptera; Drosophilidae. The transcript is spliced from 3 exons. The record is from RefSeq and is a predicted model, not a curated record.